AAACGAAUAGAUCGAAUCAAAAAUGAACUCGAAACACAGUUCGCUGGAGGAGAAAGUGAAACUGCCGCCCACGGAGACAAUAAGCCGAUGCUACCAGCCGCAGCAGAGCAACCGCAAGGUCAUCCGCAUCCUGACCGUCGCCGUCUAUGUACUUUGCGUUUCGCUGGCGGCCAUCAUGCUAUCCCUGUACUACAUCUUCAUCUGGGACCCCACCAUUCGGCCCUUUGUCACCAAGGCCACGCAUUGCGAUAAAAUUGUGAUACCCGAAAAAAUAGCCAUUCGCCUCCUGAACUCAUCGGAAGUGACCGCGGAGCAGUUCUACAAACACAUCCUCGAGCAGUACCGCAUCCUCAGCCACAUGCAGCAGCAACGCCAGCAACUGCUGCAGCGCCAACAUCUUCAACUACAGCAACUGGAGGCAAACAAUCGCUUCCAGGAGGUCUUUGCCACGGCCACAAUCAUUCAGGCACAUCCGCAUCCCCAUCCACAUCCCAGGGAGCCGCCCAAGAAGCCGCUUUUAGGUCCAUAUAGCCCGCUACCGGCAAACAUAAGUCACACGAUGGGUGGUGAUCAGUCGGGCCUGGGCAACUUGGAUGCAGAUCAAGAGCAGGCUCAUAUGCCCCUAAUCCUGGACACCUCGCCGCCGAUCGAAGUAACCGGAAUGGGUCACCUGAAGCGGAAGACACAUCGGGGUCACUACAAACAUCAUAGAGCUCGAGCCGGUGGUCAAAAGAAACUGUCCAUUGCCAAUUCGAUUGCCAGCUCCACGCCGAGCACCACAGCCGGAGGAGAUGCGUCCUUGGCCACUGCGGCCACAUUGCCACACGGUUAUAUGGACGCACCACUGAAUCCGGCGGCAGGAACCAUUGUCCAGGCACCACAACUGCAGCUAUACACCUCGAUGCCCAUUCCCCUGAUCCUCAGUCCCAGCGAGGAGAAGCGACCCUCACAUCACGCCCACGGACAUGUCCAUGGCGAGAGGCGGAACGGGGCGCAAUCCGGCGGGCGACGAAGGACCACGACUGCCUCCGUUUCUGGCUACGAGGCGCAGACCUACCUCAAUCCGUUCCUCACCGGCGAGCUGAUCUUCGAGAAGUAAGGAACUGGACCCAAUCAGGAAACUUAAACUUAAACGUCGUGGUUCAUUGUUUUUUUUUUUUUUGUAAUGCAUAUAGAGGAAUAUACACUACAGUCAAGAUCGGAAUUGGAGAUUAGCUCACAGAAAUGAAAAAAUGACUAACAUAUGGGCAUUACCUUGUCAUACCUAUAUCAAUGGAGAAAUAACUCAGUUAAGCUCAGUACUGGCAUAAGCAUGGAAAAGAUAUUUCAAUUAAUCAGUUCGAGUAGAUAUGUUUUCGAAAUUGAUAGAGAUAUAUUAGACAUUUCAUAUUGAAAUUUACAGGUACAAAUAUAAACUCAGUUAAUGCGUAGAAUGCGUUUGCGAUUGAACCAAAUGAACGAUUUAUAGUAAUAGCUUAGGAACAAACGUUUUAAUCGCUUAUUCUAUAAUGUAAACAAAAGCCAAAGCAAGUAGAUCGGUUGCAUAACUUAUUUCUGCUAUAGAUACAUGUAAGUCAUGACUUGUAUCAGUACUGAGCUAGAAAUUGGUCCAUAUAUAUACGUAGCCAGGCCUGGCCACAAAUAGAAGAGGUUAAUAAACGUUAUGUACUGCAAAAGGAUAGUUGAAACCGUAGCUAAACGAUAAUCGAUGUACCAACCACACUCCACACCACUUCACUCAACUAAACUCAAUUCAAAACUCAAUUCAAAAAAAACACUCACUCGAAAGGGACACACACACGCAUAAUACGGGACCCACUUCAGUAGAAAGUCACACGAUAUCAGCGAUCACGGAUCACGGAUCACACAGGCGGCUCACCUCACCAAGCUCAGCAGCAAACUCACCCCACCUAGGACACUGCUUCCAGGCAGCUAGCGAACGCUACACCAACUACAAUAAUUAGCCAACCCUAGAGUAACCAGAGUUUACCAGUUAACCAUUAACCAGUAACUAGUAACCAAUUACCAAUUACAAAAAUACCAAUUACCAAUUACCAGUAACCCAUCCAAGGAGUAUAUCCCCCUUGCAAACGGGGAAGCGGAUAAAUGUCACUAUAAUUCAGCAUCAGUAUGAAUCACACACAAUCCAAGUCGCCUCACGCAAAGAGGACUAUGUCAUGAUCAGAUAUCGGUAUAUGCUGGCUAUAUUAUGUACUUCUAAUAGCAUGUACAACAAAUUCAACGAAAUAUUGGUUUCGGAACUCUAUUAUCUGGCAAACGAAUGUAAAAUGUAAGCCUAAUUAGCCACGUGAAUGACACACAAGAGAUUCGCACUAUAAAGUGGCCUAAAAAUAGCUGGGUAAUACCAUAGGCGCUUUGCUUCUCAAGAUAAAACCUGGCGUGCUCAACUCAAGAACAAAUAUGUGGUCAUAUAUGCACAUAUGUACAUAUAUGGGGCAUAUAACCGAUGUGUGACGUGACAUUGGCUCGUUCUAUUCACAUACUUACACACUAAAUGCAAACCUAUCAAAAACCAACUACACUAAGCGAAAAAGCGGGAGAAAUAGUUAAGGAAAGUGGGCAAGAGAAAGAGAGGGAGAGAGAGAGAGAGAGAGAGAGAAAGAAGGUGAAAGGGAGAGAUAGUAAAACUGCAUCUGCAUCCAAAGACACGAGAAUUGAAUUCAUCAAUAAUAAAUUAUAAUAAUACGUAUAAACGAUAUGCAUACGAUAUAGAAUUGAAUCUGUAACUGAUGGGCAUAUACCGCAUAUAUAUCUUAUAUACCGCAUAUAUCUUAUAUAUGUAUACCAAGAAAAACAAAGUCAUUUUGGCAAUAAUAAAGCAUAGCAAACAAAAAUAA
Molecule: messenger RNA, 2858 nt
Organism: Drosophila yakuba
Lineage: Eukaryota; Metazoa; Arthropoda; Insecta; Diptera; Drosophilidae
Gene: inaF-D
Exons: 2
Coding region: 23-1099 (358 amino acids)
Source: RefSeq, a predicted model, not a curated record